This is a messenger RNA of Exophiala oligosperma, 2248 nucleotides long. RefSeq lists its product as uncharacterized. The record is from RefSeq and is a predicted model, not a curated record. Lineage: Eukaryota; Fungi; Ascomycota; Eurotiomycetes; Chaetothyriales; Herpotrichiellaceae. The coding region runs from base 27 to 2171 and encodes 714 amino acids. Gene Ontology annotation, molecular function: zinc ion binding; RNA polymerase II cis-regulatory region sequence-specific DNA binding; DNA-binding transcription factor activity, RNA polymerase II-specific. The transcript is spliced from 2 exons. Gene Ontology annotation, cellular component: chromatin. Gene Ontology annotation, biological process: DNA-templated transcription; regulation of transcription by RNA polymerase II.
CUGGCCCAAUCAUUUCCUGUUCAUCAAUGUCCAGCAGACAUGUCUGCCCCGUUCAGGGCUGUGGGAAGACUUUCAAACGGCCCGAACACCUGAGUCGCCAUCGUCUAAAUCAUCGACCAAAAAAGAUUUACAGCUGUGGAACAUGUCACAAGGAUUUCGUCAGGCUUGAUCUGUUGCAGAGACAUCAAAGACGCCAUGAGCGUGGCAUGUCAUAUCGAAAUUCUGGCGGAUACGUACCUGAUACGCCCUCUUCGCCUUCUGCUGCUACAUCUCAGCCCGUCCAUGCACCGGCCGCCCAAGUAGAGAUGGUCAUUCAACACACAGAAGUUGCCUCGCAACAUCAGCACAUCGACGCCGUCGAUCCCGCUCUUUCAGCUCCAUCCAACUCAGCGCCCAUGACCUUCGAUACCAUUGACUACCCGGACUUCCUACAGGUUCCGGAGAUUGGAAACAACCACCACGUCAUCUUUGACGCAUCGGACGGCGCCCAAGGUCUCGUGGAAGAUCUGGACUGGCUGUUCGGAAACGUGCCGUUCCCGGAGGACUUUCCAAUGGAUCCAUCUCUGGACAUGACUAUCCCCAACGAUGUCUCCUUCGCUUCUCCGAACAGCACGAUAUCUCAACAACUCAGUACAGACACACCAUCGCUCGGGAGUAGCCCUUGGCUCAAUGUUCGUGCGCGACUUCUGGAAGCUCUACGCACACUACCGCAAGACCUACUGGAUGCCCCGUUCUUCGAACCGGUCAACCUCAAGUCCUUCUUCGACAUCUACUUUUCCAACUAUGAUUCUCAUUUUCCAAUCCUACACCAAGCUUCAUUUGCACUAGACGACACCCCGCCACUUCUCCUCGUUGCACUGCUCACUCUGGGUGCUACCCUAUCACCCGACUCUUCUCACUAUCGAACCGCCGAAAGAAUCCACGAGAGCUUACGAUGGCUCAUUUUCAGCAGUGGAAGUUUUCAGCCACCGGCACCACUGUGGUGUCUGCAAGCAUUGCUCCUUGUUCAAGCGUACGAGAAGAUGUUCUCCACACGGAGACACCACGAGAUGGCGCAUAUAUUCCACGGUGCCGUCAUCACACUCAUGCGUAGAGGUGGUUCAUAUUCCUCAGACUCGGCCGAUGACGCCACCAAAGCAUCCUCGGCAGAGAGAGCGUGGCACUCAUGGAUUGAACAAGAGUCAUUUAAACGCGUCGCCUAUUUCGCUUUCAUCAUGGAUGCACAGCACUCGUCCAUCUUCGGCCACACGCCUGCACUUUCCGUUAGCGACGUAAGGCUGGCUCUACCAUGUGCGGACGAGGUGUGGGAUAGCUCAACUCCAUCGUCCUGGAAGAAGAGGCUUUCCGAGUCGGCGCCGGCCGUACAAUUCCUCUCUACACUGCGGGCUCUACUGUCUCGUCGUCCGAUUACUUCGAGCUGCAGUCCCUUUGCCCGGUUCAUUUUACUCCACGGACUGUUCAACGUGACCAAACAUAUGCAGGGGCGUGAUCUGAUGGCUUCGGACAUCGAGACCGGAAGGACCCCUGAUCACGGCGCCGAGUCUACACCACCGUCGACCAUCGGCGACGACAAUUGGAAGGAAAUUCUGGACCGAGCCAUCGACACCUGGUCAUUCUCUCUGAUGUCCCAACAACCUUCACUCUGCCUCGAAGCGGCACGACCUCUACAUCGGAUGGCGCAUGUCACGAUAUACGUGAACUUGAUCGACUUCCAUACUUUCGCGGGUGCGCCGUCUCUCACCGGCAGCACCACCAGACACGAGUACGCCAAGGCAAAGCGCAGAAUCCAAUUCUGGUGUGAGAGGCCGUCGGCCAAACGGACGUUGUCCCAUUGCAUACUCCUCAUCCAGGAGACCAUGUUCACUCGCAGACGAUACCGUGCGUCCGAAGACAACAUUGCCGUCCGACCUUGGUGUCUGUAUCACGCCACCUUGAUACUGUGGGCGUUUGGUAUCCUGACAGAGGGCAAAUCGGCCGAGAGGGUCAGCGCCGAAGAUUAUCUCGUGCACAUGUUGAGUGGUCUCAUGGACCACCAUCAUCAGCUCAAAGGUACCAAUCGGACGCUUGGACUUUUGACCGUGGUCAAGGAGUCCUUGUCUGAUUGUCGGUGGGAACUGUUGCAAGAAGCGUGUACAACACUGGGCAAGCUUAUCGAAGUUUCUGCACCUUGAUAUACCUGCUGUAAGUUUUAAUAUACUGAUCUAGGGUUGGUUAGGGCGUCGCUGACGAAAUAACGCACACACCGGGG